AGGAAAUCACCAGAAAACGCUAGCAAACCAGCAAGCAAGUCAGCCAUGUAUUUAUGAGAACUGAAACCUCAGCAGAGAACACAACUGGAUACAAGCGAAACGAGAAAAUGUGCUCGACGCUUACUUUUAAAAUGUGAUACACGACACCGUGCCACGUUCGCGAUAGAGAAAGUGCUUCUUAGAGAUGAAACAGACCACCGACAACGCAGAAUGAGCGAGUCGGAGCCCGAGCCCGUUAGCUUGGAGUUCAUCGAAGACCCCUACCUGCCGCGCCUCGAUGAGCUCACCACAACGCCCUCGCUCGACCAGGACCAGGACGACGACUCGGCACUGGGUGCGGACUCGGACUGGUACGAGGAGGCCGAAACCGAGGCCGAACUAUAUCUGCGAAACCUGACCCUCGAUCAAAUCUUUUACGACGUGGACUCGGACUACGCCAACUCCCUGGAGCUGCAGGCGGUGGAGACCGAGUUUGUAGGCCCCAAACUGGCCAAUCAAGCGCCCUCGUCAUCGAUGGCGAAACGCUUUCGCCUGAGGUUCUUUGCCAAGCGUACAAUGCGAGACGUUAAGGUCACAUUCAUAGACUUUUCGAAACCGUAUCUGGCCAAGAUAUCGAAUAGCGAUAACUACAAGCGGUUUCUCAGCAUCGGUCAAAGCGGCCAAAGCGGCAGAGAUAACAGCGCCAACCUUUCGGAGCCAGCAUCUCCAGCAGCUUCUGUGGCAUCUGCAGAAAUUGCAGCCGAGUUUGCCGCGCUUAGCACCGAGGAGAAGGAACAGCGUCGUGCCGAAUGGAGUCAGGAACUGGCCCGUGUGGAGGAGGAAAUUAACACGCUGCGCACUGUUCUGGCCUCGAAGACGCGUCAUGCCUCGGAUCUCAAGCGCAAGCUGGGCAUCACCGUCUGGAAGGAGCUCACAGAUGACAUGAAUCAGGGCGUGAAGAACAUCAAAGAGAGCACUGUUUUCCAAUCGGUGGAGCAAAGCAUGGGCACUUUUACUAAAGCCGUACACGAGGCACCUCUGUACCAGCGCACCGAAUCGGUGCUGAAGACUACGGGCGAGAAGACCGCUUCGGUGUUCGGCAGCAUUACCAGUGGCAUUACGUCGAAAUUGUCACAAAUGAAAAACUCCGAGUCGAUGCGUUCUAUCGAAGCUUCAGUUGGCUCUGCCUAUGAGAACGUUAAAGUAAGCUAUGAACACAACAAUUUUAUGUGCCAAUCUCAUGCGACCAAGGUGACAUCCCGCUCGGGUUCGGUAUCCAGUUUCCCAGACGCUAUGGAUGAGAACAACACGUCCUCGGGACUGAAUUCACCCACUGACUCGCUUACCAAAUAGAUUCCAUGGGAAAAGAACACCAACAACAGCACGAGUUAAAUAAUAAAAGAAAGGAGAGCAAAAAACACAAACCACAAACACACCAACACACCAACUACCACUUAUCUAACAAUUGCGAUAUUGUGUCUGCGCCUAAAUCUAACCAGAAUGUAAUUAUUUUUUUUCAUGUGUAUGUGUGUCAAAUUAUAUUGAAAAUGUUUGGCCCUAAGGAGUAUAUAUUAUAACAUUGCAUAUAUUUAUAUCUGUGUGACACAAUCGAGUACUAUCCGAGCAUAAAUGCUUUAAACUUUAACCGGCGUAGAGUGGAGUGGAGAACUUGCUGCAUUCAUAUACAUAUAUACUAUACCUAUCAGACUAAGUGUUUGUGUAAAGAACUAACCAACCCCCCGCACUGAGGAUUCGAGGGGAACGGAACCUCUUCAUUCCCAUCUUUUUCAAUACUUAUUAAACUUUAACAGAAAAAACCAUUGUGGAAGAAAAUAUAUAUAUGUAUACACAUGUA
Molecule: messenger RNA, 1834 nt
Organism: Drosophila miranda
Lineage: Eukaryota; Metazoa; Arthropoda; Insecta; Diptera; Drosophilidae
Product: tumor protein D52
Exons: 6
Coding region: 211-1332 (373 amino acids)
Cellular component (GO): cytoplasm
Source: RefSeq, a predicted model, not a curated record